GAAUCCCGCCUUCGCAACCUCUUCUGUCACUCUCCAAUGACCAAUUUUCUGUUCAAAGUUCCUCUGCGUAUCUUUGCUCAAGAUCUCCAGAAGUUUGCAGGGAACGACACCACAAUUGCCCGCAAAUUCCUCUCUUCUCUGUCUGAAAUCUCUGAAUCAACCAACAAUCGGACGAUCGACUACCUUGUUCAUACCCUUGGAUUCUCCAAGGACUCAGCUCUCGCCGCUGCGAAGCGAAUCCAUCUCAAAACUACUGCAAAUCCCGACUCUGUCAUUGCUCUCUUCAAGGCCUAUGGAUUCACACUGUCCGAUACUGCCAGCAUCUUUUGCAGAAAUCCUCAUCUCCUCCUUGCUGAUCCGGACACAACACUCAAACCUAAGUUUGAGUUUCUCUCUCGAAAUGGUUUCACCGGUCAUGUUCUCGUCGAUGUGAUCUCUAGGGACCCGGAAAUUCUUAGAAGGAGUUUGAAGAAGCAGAUUGUUCCGUGUAUUGAUUUUCUCAGAAAUUUUUUUGGCUCUACUGAUGUUCUAGUCUCGCUCUUUUCUGCUAGACGUGGGACUUGGGUUUUGCGCAAGUUUUCAGAAUCUGUGGCUCCCAAUAUCGAACUAUUGAGAGCUAUUGGCGUGCCUGAUUCGAAGAUCGCGAAGAUCUUUUGGGUGCGCCCGUGGACACUAGCAAGGGAUGCGGAAGAGUUCAGUGACAUCGUCGAGAAGACGAAGGAAGCUGGUUUUAGUCCUUCGAGUCCGAUGUUUAUUUAUGGGCUGUGUACGUUUUCAGGGAUGAAAAAGGACAAAUGGUUAUCGAAACUGCACAUUUUUACAAGUUUUGGGUGGUCAGAGGAGCAGUUUCAAUCUCUAUUUCUCAAGCAGCCCACGUUUAUGAAUUCGUCUGAAGAGAAAAUAAAGAGGGCCUUGGAUUUCUUUAUGAACAAAUUGGACUGGACGCACGAAGAAAUUUCCAGGUACCCAAUUGUACUUUAUCUUAGUUUUGAAAAAAGGGUGGUUCCGAGGUCGUCUAUUCUUCAGCACCUGGUGUCAAAAGGUUUUAUCAAGAAGACAAGUUUUGGCAGAGCAUUUAUGAUUAGCGAGGAUAAGUUUUUGGUCAAGUUUGUGAUGCAGUAUCUUUCUGAGGACCCACAUCUACUUGAGAUGUACCAGAAGAAGAUGGCAGUUUUAUAAACGCUUGGAGUGCAAUUCAGGUGAAGGCAAGGUGUCAAAACCAUGUGCUAUCUACAUUUUUCAGGUAAAGGUAAGGCGCCAAUGUACGGUUGACGGCGGACGGCAGACGCCGGAGCUAAGGACACCAUAGAAGUAGGAUAUUUUUAGGAGUUUACGCUUUAUUUGAUGUUUUAAGUUAUAGCAUUAAGUAUUAUGGAAGGUUUUGUUUUCGGAGAUAUGUUUGUUUUGGAUUUAUGAAUAUUUGUUAAAGAAUGUUAUGUUUUUUCAAAAUUAUUAUUUAUACAUGGGUGAUGUCACUCAUCCAGAUUUAGAAAAGAAAA
Molecule: messenger RNA, 1499 nt
Organism: Cucurbita pepo subsp. pepo (vegetable marrow)
Lineage: Eukaryota; Viridiplantae; Streptophyta; Magnoliopsida; Cucurbitales; Cucurbitaceae
Source: RefSeq, a predicted model, not a curated record